CUCAUCCUUCUCCAUCUCAAUUAAUUCCCGGAGAUUGAAACCUCCAUCAGCAGCAGCCUCAUAACUAGUUCUAGAUACACUCCUUUUUAUCCAUUUUGAUGACAAGUAUUUCCGGACGGAGGGAGUAUGUACUUAGGAAGUGUAUAACUAGUAUUUUUGACAUUCCUUCUUGCUUAUUUUAUUCCUGGCGAUUUGGCGCUCUUCUGCUCUUGGAUGGGUGACAGUAAAAGAUUGAUUGCAGCGAAUUCAUCUUCUUUAUGCGUUUCGUUUCCCGCGUGCCCCUCAAGGAAGGCAUCAAAUCCCCCCUCCUCCUCACCCUCCUUGGCCGGUUACAGUUACAAAACAUUCCCCUCAGAACCCUCGCCGUCGCCGCCUCUUCCCUUCCUUCCUUUCUUCCUCCGCCCACGAGAAAUAUCGGAAACCGCUGAGAUUUGAUUUGAUUUGAUUCAUCGGAAGUAGUAACCUAAAAUAUCUCUGCGUUUUUGGUUUGGUUUCUCUAUCAGGGGGGCAUGCCGGGAGGAGGAGGAGGAGUGGCGGCGGUCGCGGUGGUGGACGGCAAGGACGGGUACGUGGCGCCGGCGAGGGCCGCGCCGAGGAGCUUCCCGCCGAAGCUCCUCAGGCCGGUGCUCCUCUCCGCGGUGCUCGCCACGGGCUUCCUGGCCGCGGCCCUGCUCAUGUUCUUCGGCGGGGCCUCCUCCUACUACCGCCUCCCGCGGCUCGCCGUGCCGGACGCCCUGCUCCCGACGCCGGCCUGCGACCAGAAAGACGGGGACCAGCAGGGCGGGGCGGCGGAGCGGUGGUGGGCGCGGCCGCCGGCGAGCAGCGCGUGGCACAACAUGAGCGAGGAGGAGCUGCUCUGGGCGGCGUCGUUCGAGCCCCGCGCGCAGCGCCGGCGGCCGCCCGGACGGCGGGGGACGACGCCCAAGGUGGCCUUCUUGUUCCUCACCCGCGGCCCGCUGCCGCUGGCGCCGCUGUGGGAGCGGUUCUUCAACGGCACCACCGGCACCGGCGCCGCGAAAGGAGGGAGGGAGCUCUUCUCCGUGUACGUGCACACCACGCCGGGCUACCGCCUCGACUUCCCGCCGUCGUCGCCGUUCCACCGCCGGCAGGUGCCCAGCAAGCCGACACGGUGGGGCAACGUGAAUGUCGUGGACGCGGAGCGGCGGCUGCUGGCGAACGCGCUCCUCGACUUCAACAACGAGCGCUUCGUGCUCGUCUCCGAGUCCUGCAUCCCGCUCUACCCGCUCCCGGUGGUGCAUGCCUACUUGACCAGCUCUCGGCACAGCUUCGUCGGCGCCUUUGACGACCCGAGCCCGCACGGCCGGGGCCGGUACCACGCCGGGCUGGCCCCGGACGUGACUGUCUCCCAGUGGCGCAAGGGCGCGCAAUGGUUCGAGAUGGACCGGCGCCUCGCCGUGUUUGUGAUCGCCGACGAGCGUUACUACCCGCGGUUUCGGACUGAGUGCCGAGCGCCAUGCUAUGUGGACGAGCACUACCUUCCGACCGUUCUCUCCAUCGAGGCUCCGGAGUGCAUCGCCAACCGGAGCAUCACCUUGGUCGAUUGGUCCCGCGGCGGCGCGCACCCGGCCACCUUCGGCGCUGCCGACGUGACUGAGGACUUCCUGGGGAUGCUGGUGGGGAAGAAGGGGAAUGCUGAGAGGUGCAUGUACAACGGGCAGCCGGUCGAGGUGUGCUUCCUCUUUGCGAGGAAGUUCGCCCCCGCCGCUUUGCCGCAGCUGCUCAGCCUUUCCUCCAAGAUCUUCGGGUACUAGCUAGGCCUUUUACGAAAUUGAUUUUGGUCUGCUUAUGUAUAGCUCAUACUCACUGGAGCGGAAUAGAGGAAUACAAUUUUUUUAUGUGUCACGAGAACAAAAGGAUGAAUGAUCGAGUGGGUAGUUGUUUCUUAUAACCAUUCUUAUUUCUGAUACCUUAAGGCUCCUUUAAUUCAAAGGAAUUUUAUAGGAUUUUUAGAGGAUUGAGGUUCUUAGGAUUUUUUCC
Messenger RNA from Triticum dicoccoides, 1998 nucleotides. Its product is annotated as glycosyltransferase BC10-like. NCBI's taxonomy places the organism in Eukaryota, Viridiplantae, Streptophyta, Magnoliopsida, Poales, Poaceae. The record is from RefSeq and is a predicted model, not a curated record. The transcript is spliced from 2 exons. Bases 510 to 1772 code for a protein of 420 amino acids. Gene Ontology annotation, cellular component: membrane. Gene Ontology annotation, molecular function: glycosyltransferase activity.